Messenger RNA from Otolemur garnettii (small-eared galago), 5291 nucleotides. RefSeq names its product N(alpha)-acetyltransferase 15, NatA auxiliary subunit (gene NAA15). Lineage: Eukaryota; Metazoa; Chordata; Mammalia; Primates; Galagidae. Gene Ontology annotation, cellular component: cytoplasm; NatA complex. The transcript has 19 exons. Gene Ontology annotation, molecular function: protein binding; protein-N-terminal amino-acid acetyltransferase activity. The record is from RefSeq and is a predicted model, not a curated record. Gene Ontology annotation, biological process: N-terminal peptidyl-methionine acetylation. The coding region runs from base 314 to 2761 and encodes 815 amino acids.
GUGACCCGGGUGGGAAAGCCCUCCGCGUCCGCCAUUUUGGCUGCCUCUGUCCGUCUGUUCAGUUACCACGUGAACCGCCGACGGAGACUCGUGGGGGGGGGGGAGGCGGCGGCAGCGUUAAGUGAGAAAGGAAAAAAGACAACGAGAAGGAGGGGGUGUCCGGGAAGGGCGACGCGGCGACACCCGAGACCUACUGGUGGCGACGGAUCGCUGUAUUCAAGGCUGAAGCAGGCAAGGAACGGCAACGGCGGCGGUCGGACAAACAGACUAACCGAGCCGGGUAGUGGCGGGAGCAGCGGGAGGAGCCGGAACGAUGCCGGCCGUGAGCCUCCCGCCCAAGGAGAACGCGCUCUUCAAGCGGAUCUUGAGAUGUUAUGAACAUAAACAGUAUAGAAAUGGAUUGAAAUUUUGUAAACAAAUCCUUUCAAAUCCCAAAUUUGCUGAGCAUGGUGAAACCCUGGCUAUGAAAGGAUUAACACUGAACUGUUUGGGAAAAAAGGAAGAAGCUUAUGAAUUGGUUCGUAGAGGUUUGAGAAAUGACUUGAAGAGUCAUGUGUGUUGGCAUGUUUAUGGCCUUCUUCAGAGGUCAGACAAGAAGUAUGAUGAAGCCAUUAAGUGUUACAGAAAUGCACUAAAAUGGGAUAAAGACAAUCUUCAAAUCUUAAGGGACCUUUCCUUACUACAGAUUCAAAUGCGAGAUCUUGAGGGUUACAGGGAAACGAGGUAUCAGUUACUUCAGCUUCGACCUGCACAGAGAGCAUCAUGGAUAGGUUAUGCUAUUGCUUACCAUUUACUAGAAGAUUAUGAAAUGGCAGCAAAGAUUUUAGAAGAAUUUAGGAAAACACAACAGACAUCCCCUGAUAAGGUGGAUUAUGAAUAUAGUGAACUACUUUUGUAUCAGAAUCAAGUCCUUCGGGAAGCAGGUCUUUAUAGAGAAGCCUUGGAGCAUCUUUGUACCUAUGAAAAGCAGAUUUGUGAUAAACUUGCUGUAGAGGAAACCAAAGGGGAACUUCUGUUGCAACUGUGUCGCUUGGAAGAUGCUGCGGAUGUUUAUAGAGGAUUACAAGAGAGAAAUCCUGAAAACUGGGCCUAUUACAAAGGCUUAGAAAAAGCACUCAAGCCAGCUAAUAUGUUAGAACGGCUAAAAAUUUAUGAGGAAGCCUGGACUAAAUAUCCCAGGGGAUUGGUGCCAAGAAGGUUGCCAUUAAACUUUUUAUCUGGUGACAAGUUUAAAGAAUGUUUGGAUAAGUUCCUAAGGAUGAAUUUCAGCAAGGGCUGCCCACCAGUCUUCAAUACUUUGAGGUCAUUAUAUAAAGAUAAAGAAAAGGUGGCAAUCAUAGAAGAAUUAGUAGUAGGUUAUGAAACCUCUCUAAAAAGCUGCCGGUUAUUUAACCCCAAUGAUGAUGGAAAGGAGGAACCACCGACCACAUUACUUUGGGUCCAGUACUAUUUGGCACAACAUUAUGACAAAAUUGGCCAGCCAUCUAUUGCUCUGGAAUACAUAAAUACUGCUAUUGAAAGUACACCUACAUUGAUAGAACUCUUUCUUGUGAAAGCUAAAAUCUAUAAGGAAGGAACUUCAGCAGUAGAGAAUUUGAAUGAAAUGCAGUGCAUGUGGUUCCAGACAGAAUGUGCCCAGGCUUAUAGAGCAAUGAAUAAAUUUGGUGAAGCACUGAAAAAAUGUCAUGAGAUUGAGAGACAUUUUAUAGAAAUCACUGACGACCAGUUUGACUUUCAUACAUACUGUAUGAGGAAGAUUACUCUUAGAUCAUAUGUGGACUUAUUAAAACUAGAAGAUGUACUUCGACAACAUCCAUUUUACUUCAAGGCAGCAAGAAUUGCUAUAGAGAUCUAUUUGAAACUUCAUGAUAACCCCCUUACAGAUGAGAAUAAAGAACAUGAAGCUGAUACAGCAAACAUGUCUGAUAAAGAGCUAAAGAAGCUACGUAAUAAACAAAGAAGAGCACAAAAGAAGGCCCAGAUAGAAGAGGAGAAAAAAAAUGCAGAAAAAGAAAAACAGCAGAGAAAUCAGAAAAAGAAGAAGGACGAUGAUGAUGAGGAAAUUGGAGGUCCAAAAGAAGAACUUAUCCCUGAGAAACUGGCCAAGGUUGAAACUCCAUUGGAAGAAGCUAUUAAAUUUUUAACACCGUUGAAGAACUUGGUGAAGAACAAGAUAGAAACUCAUCUUUUUGCCUUUGAGAUUUACUUUAGGAAAGAAAAGUUUCUUUUGAUGCUACAAUCAGUAAAGAGGGCAUUUGCUAUUGAUUCUAGUCAUCCCUGGCUUCAUGAGUGUAUGAUUCGACUCUUUAGUACUGCAGUGUGUGAAAGUAAAGAUUUACCUGAUACAGUUAGAACAGUAUUAAAACAAGAAAUGAAUCGUCUUUUUGGAGCAACAAAUCCAAAGAAUUUUAAUGAAACUUUUCUGAAAAGGAAUUCUGAUUCAUUGCCACACAGAUUAUCAGCUGCCAAAAUGGUAUAUUAUUUAGAUCCUUCUAGUCAGAAGCGAGCUAUAGAAUUGGCAACAACACUUGAUGAAUCUCUCACUAACAGAAACCUCCAGACAUGUAUGGAGGUAUUGGAAGCCUUGUGUGAUGGUAGCCUAGGAGACUGUAAAGAAGCUGCUGACAUUUAUAGAGCAAAUUGUCAUAAGCUUUUCCCUUAUGCUUUGGCUUUCUUGCCUCCUGGAUAUGAAGAGGAUAUGAAGAUCACAGUUAAUGGAGAUAGUUCUGCAGAAACUGAAGAAUUGGCCAAUGAAAUUUGAACAUCAUUAAACAAGCAAAUGGAAUGACUUUGGACCAUAUCUAGUGUAUAAUAUUUUUGUCACGCACCUGCUGCAUUGCUCUAACUUACACAGAAUGAGAGGAGUAAAUGUUCUUGCCUUCAAAUAGUGUUUUACGUUUUUUAUCCUGCUGAAAAAGUAUAUAUAAAAUAUCUAACAUAACAGGAUAUAGGUUCAGUUUCUUAAAAAAAUUAAAGCUGCUAAAAUUGAGAGGUUAAAAAAAAGAUACCUUAUCCUAUUCCCACCCACCCACCCAUGUUUUUAAACUAAUUUAUAUAAAAUCUGGAGGUUGUUACAGCUAACAAAGCAGGUGUGUGGCAGAAAUAUUACUUUAAAUUUGUCUUGUGAGAUUUUACUAUAUCUCAGACAGCCUAAAUGCUGUUUUAGCACUGGAUUCUUUCACUGAGCACAAAGAGUUGUUGGGGCUUUAGCAUCUGACUGAUUUUGUUAUGGAGUUGAUUCUGACCAUAGUAAGUAUGCAGUGUGAAUCACUAUUUACAGAGAAAUCUACAACAGAUGCUUGAUGUUGUAGAAACUGGGACAUAAUAGAUACCAAGCAAAAUUAUAAGGAACCUAGAAGGUGUUAAAUACGCUUGUUGUGUUUCCAAAAUUCACUGUAUAUGAUCAGUUUGGUGUUCUUGUACCACAGUUUUUAACUGAAGGAACCAGUUGAAACAGUCUCAAUUUUAACUAAAACUUGAAGAACUAAAACAGCAAUGCAAACCUUUCAGCAUUGUUUUGGCCAAACUUGUUAAAACUGUAAUGCAAGAACCAAAUGCACUGUGAUGUGGCAACAACUAAUUAGCAAGCAUGAAUUUUUCACCCAAGAGUGAAAAUAAAGGAAAUCUACCAUGGCUUGAAGUUAAAGAGCAGAACUCCUGACUACCAUUCUAUGACUGAUCAAAAGACUAAUAGUUAAAACCUCAGCAGGCCUUGUUCACGAUAUGCAGAAAAAAAGUGCUGCAGUUUAGAUACCUCUGGAAUUUUUCCACAGUGUCACAGGUUUGUAAUACUUGAAGCCCUACAUUUCUAAGAAUAUAUUUCUUGCUCAGUUGUUUCAGGCAAGCCCAAGACUUUGUAAUUUUUAAAGGGCCCAACCUUUUUUUUUCCAAAUAACAGACCAGCUUCUUUUUCCUGCAGUUACAGAUGUAAUUUCCUUUUUGUUGUCAAACAUAAGGUACCAAAUAUGAUGCAAUAAAUUGUUUUGAAAAACAGUUGUGUGAAUAUUUCAACCAGUCUGUUUUGGGCUUCUGUGAAAAUAUACAAGUGGAAACAGAGGUGAAAGCCAGAGUCAGUGUAAUGUGUUGUAAGGCCAGUGCAGAUGGGAGCUUUUUAGAAGGGAAAUUUCAUAAUGAAGUAGAGUGCUGCUCCUGCAUUAAGAUUUCAUUGAGGACUAGAUUGGUGGCAGGUACUACGAAAUGUAAUUCAUAAUUUGAAAGGAAAACUAGAACUAUUUUGAUUGGGAAAAUGAGCCUUAACAUGUUAGACCAGUACACUGAGAACUGGCCUCAGGCUGAACAAUCUCAUUGCAUUUGUAAGAUCUGAGUAAAUAAGAUUAAGUACAAAGAAUCAGUUGUAUAUAUGAUUGACCUUUUUGUGGCACUUUUAGUUUAUAGAAAGUAUUAUCUAAAGGGAAUUUUCAGAAGGCCCCAUCCUUUCAUGGAUUGAACAGCUGUGCUAAAAUCAGCCUUUCAUCGUACAUGCCCUGCAUUCCACAGCCUGGGCUAACAGUUGAGUGAUAUGAAGAAGAGUUCAAACUGAACUUCAGUGCUUUGUUAUGUUUUAUUAACCGGCCUGUCUCAGGAACAUCUUAACAGAUGGCGCAAAAAAAAAAAAAAACCUUUCCAACCUCUCCUAUGAGUGGCAACUGAAGUUCUUAUUGUUGGGAAAGAACACUAGUGCUACCUCUGCCACUAAUGAGGUGUUUGGAGGAGGCACCAGCCAUAUAACAGGGGGUGUAUGUGUGACUUUUGUUUAAACUCUACUGUAUAUUGAAAUGGAUUCAUCUGUUUGUUUUGACAAUGUUCAAAUGAUGUAGAUUGUCUUAGAGUGAAUAUUCAUAAGUACUCAGAACUCUUAAUGCCACCCGUGAGGAGCUAAAUUCCUAACAUGUAUAUUGUAUUCCAUCCCAAUUUUACUGGAACUAUUGAAUAAAUCUUUUAUUUUCUUUCAGGUUUACUUGAUAGUGAAUACAUUGUCUGGUGUCAAAGGACCUUAACUGGGUUCAUUUUAAGUCCAGACAGCACCCUUAAAAUAUGUACUGUGUUAUCUUACUCUGAGUAGUAUCAACUGGAUCAUCUCACAUUUGCCUCAUUCAUUCUAUUAAUUUCAAAUGAUACUGUGGGGGGAGACAGGGUUAGAAAAACAAGUGGAAAAGAAAUGCAGUGAUAUUGUAAUCUAAACAAGUGCCUUAUGUUUAUUGCUAAGAACUGGUGUUAUCAACCCUUUUGAUAAGAAAGGGUCCUUUGACCUGUAUUAGCAUAGGAAAGUAAAUUUUUUUUUAUUUUUAUUU